Messenger RNA from Ctenocephalides felis (cat flea), 2154 nucleotides. RefSeq names its product NFX1-type zinc finger-containing protein 1-like. Gene Ontology annotation, cellular component: nuclear RNA-directed RNA polymerase complex. Gene Ontology annotation, biological process: regulatory ncRNA-mediated heterochromatin formation. The transcript has 4 exons. Bases 16 to 2154 code for a protein of 712 amino acids. Gene Ontology annotation, molecular function: helicase activity. NCBI's taxonomy places the organism in Eukaryota, Metazoa, Arthropoda, Insecta, Siphonaptera, Pulicidae. The record is from RefSeq and is a predicted model, not a curated record.
AUACUUAUUCUUCCAAUGGCAGAUUAUAUAAUAAAAAAUAAGAAUGCAAUAAAACAUCCAAAGUAUUCAGCAGAUAUUAUUAGUUAUGAGUAUAAGGGCAAUGAGUUGUCAAUUUUUGAUUUAUCAUCAUGGCCAAAAUCUGAUAUUCUUGGUUUAAAUGAUUCUCAAUUGGAAGCUAUCAAAGCUGCAUUAACUGAAGAAUUGGUUUUAAUACAAGGCCCACCAGGAACUGGUAAAACGUUUGUGGGCGCAGAGAUAGCAUCAAUUCUAUUGCAGAAUUUACGAAACCAACAAAUACUUGUUGUUUGUUACACAAACCAAGCAUUAGACAACUUUUUGAAAAAGUUAAUACCGGUGACUGAAAAUAUUGUACGUGUUGGCAAUCAAUCCACUGAUCCUACACUUGCACAAUAUCACAUUAAUAAUAGGAAACAUGGUAAAUCCAAUACAAUGAUGAAAGCUAUGGGAAGUAUUGAAACUGAAAUAUUUGAAAUUUUGAAGGAAAUAAAAAUGUAUCAAAAUUUAAUUAGAACACUAUCGAGUAAGAGGGGUAUUUUAAGUAUGAGUAAGAAUAGCUUUGCAACCGAAUUGGAAGAUAAACAUUGGCUGCCUGUUAAUACAAAUAUUCUCUCUCCUUUAUCUAGUUGGCUUUUAGGUUCCUCUAAAGACAGAUGCUUCAUUCCGAAUUAUAAUGCAAGUAUAAGAAACAUUAUUGAUGUUGACACAGUUUAUAAUAAAGUGUGUUAUGAUGAGAAAGAUGAUUUAAAUAUAUUUACAAAUUUAAAACAUUUAGAAAGUUCACUUAGUAAUUUAAAAUUAGAUUGUGAAUUAGAGUAUGAAGUAACAUUAGAAAAUCUACAAACAUCUUUACACAAAUUAAAUGAUGAAAUAAAAAGAAAAUCUGAACAAGCACACAAUGAAGAAUAUAUAAAAGAGAUACAAAAUGAGAAACAAGAUUUGGAAUUUUGGUUAGAACAUUUAAAAGCUCGUAUGGAAAUAGGUCCUAUUCAAAACCAAAAACAGUUCAGUACUGCAAGUGCAACUGCACUGAAUUUUGAUGAUCGGUGGAGUCUAUAUUGGCAUUGGGUAGAUAUGCUUCAAAAAGAUUAUUUGCAUAAAUAUAAAGAAUGUACAGCAGAAUAUCAAAGUUUGUUGAAACAAUACGAAGAGCUAAAAUUCAUUCAGUACAUGAAAUUUUUAAAAGAUGCUAAAGUUAUUGGUAUGACGACCACAAGUGCUGCGAGAAUACAAAUUAUAUUAAAGGAAUUAAAGAUUCCUAUUUAUAUCUUUGAAGAGGCUGCUGAAAUACCUGAAGCUCAUGUCAUAGCCUCAUUAACAAAACAUUGCGAGCACCUUAUAAUGAUAGGUGACCAUAAACAAUUGCAACCUCAUAAUGCUUCAUAUGAACUCUCCAAAAUUUCUAACAUUAAUAUUUCACUGUUUGAACGUUUAAUAAAUAAUGGUUUACCUUAUCAUACAUUAAAUACACAAUACAGAAUGAAACCUAAAAUAUGUUCCUUGAUUUCUCCAAUUAUUUAUGAAAAUUUGGAGAAUGGUGGCCAGACUUUAAACUAUCGAAAUAUAAAAGGUUUUAAACAUAAUUUAUAUUUCGUCAACCAUAAUGUUCCUGAAGACCAUAAAUUGGAUACAACUAGUUGUAAAAAUACUCAUGAAGCCAAAUUCAUAGUUAAAUUAUGCCAUUACCUAAAAUUGAAUCAAUAUGGUUCUAAAGAUAUUACUAUAUUAUCAACAUAUUCUGGACAAGUUCAAGCAAUUGAGAAUGAAAUGAAACAUAUUGAUAUGCUGCAAAAAGUAAAAGUGUCGACGGUAGAUAAUUUCCAAGGCCAAGAAAAUAGAAUCAUUCUUCUGUCAUUGGUGAGAAGUAAUAAGGAUGCAAAUAUUGGAUUUUUAAAUAAACAAAAUCGAAUAUGUGUGGCACUAUCUCGAGCAAUGGAAGGUUUAUUCAUCAUUGGAAAUAUGGAAAACUUGUCUAGAGAUACUUAUAUAUGGACACAAAUAAAAAAUGUUUUAGAAGAACAGCGAGCUAUUGGAAGUCAUUUGCCUUUAUCAAUAAAAACGAAAACUGGUACAUGGGAAUUUCAGGUCCAAACUAGUGAAGACUUCGAUGAACCUAUAUCAUAUCUAUUAUCUUGA